Messenger RNA from Leucoraja erinaceus (little skate), 2250 nucleotides. RefSeq names its product transcription elongation factor, mitochondrial (gene tefm). The coding region runs from base 138 to 1205 and encodes 355 amino acids. Gene Ontology annotation, molecular function: nucleic acid binding; DNA polymerase processivity factor activity. Gene Ontology annotation, cellular component: mitochondrial nucleoid. Lineage: Eukaryota; Metazoa; Chordata; Chondrichthyes; Rajiformes; Rajidae. Gene Ontology annotation, biological process: transcription elongation by mitochondrial RNA polymerase; mitochondrial transcription. The transcript is spliced from 4 exons. The record is from RefSeq and is a predicted model, not a curated record.
CGCUGAGUUACUCCGGCUGUUGGUCGCCGCUCGGAACCAAUGUUCGGGGUGAAUGUUGUCGGUCGGAGGAGGAGGCGGAGGCGACCGGUCGCUCUGGGGGACCGCGUUAGCGGCUGCACGCGGCCUACGGCGCCGGGAUGUGGGCCCGAGCCUGUGUGUCUGCAGCUCAGCGGAGUGUACUGUGGCGAGCCAUCCUCCCCGAUGCAGCGUGGCACCAGCGUUCCCUCCGCUGCACGCACUGCGACGAGGGUCGCCUCUCGCUGUCGGAGCUGCAACACCUCGACUGCAUGUCCCCCGAGCUGAGCAGCGUUGACCUGGACGGGCUGUACACCCACGAUGAGCGCGGCGCCAUCCUGCAGGUGCUGAACACGGCAUCGCGCGAGGAGUUGGCCGGCAUCAAGCUGCUGCGCGGCAGGAAAUCGGCCAACAUCGUGCAGCACCGCGAGCAGAGCGGGCCCUUCAACUGCCUGCAGAGCCUGCUGCACGUGCCCCUGUUCAAGCACAAGACCAUCGUGAAAGUCUGCCAGUCCAUCCUCAGCCCGCUGCAGGAGCCAGCAAAACGGGAGAAGAAACUGCACGGACUCAAGUUUGUCAAACCCGACGUGGAGAGGAAGCAGCUCUUGGCUGCAAAGACCAUCGUGUCGAUCGUGUUUGGAAUCCGUAGGAUUGCGUGGGCUCAUGUGGAUCACAAUCUCACCGUCAUGGACUGGAAUCAGGAGGAGAGCCACCGCUACAUGAAGGGACCCUAUCAGCCUUCCUUGUACCUGGAGGAGAUUUCCUCAGCCGUGUCGAACAUCCCCGCUGCCGAUUUCUACGUCCUGGAGAAGCCCGGCAUCUCGACACAGAACGCCAACCUGUUCCCGGUGACGUUACACCUGCGCACGGUGGAAGCCAUGCUGCACGGCUUGUUGAGCCCGCACUUCCCGCGGGACGGGCAGCACCGGGUGCUGAGUGUGGUGCGCACGGCCGUGGGCAAACACUUCCAGCUGAUGGUGGGCGAGGCCCGCACCAGCGGCAGGGAGCUGGUUCAGCAGCUGAUGGCGGACUCAGUGACGCACGAGAACCCAAGGGUCCUAUUUCCCCAUGACACACUUGCCCGCUACAGGAGGCUGUUCCACAAAGCGGGGCCAGACCGCGGGGAGGAGAUGUGCGACGCGUUACUGCAGGCCAUCGCUUUCUACGAAUUUCUCUUCAACGAUUCUUAAACAUCAUUACAGUUGGAGCCGGCCCUUCUUGUCACCACUGGCAUCGAGGGGAGAAUCAGACAGAACUUCUCCGAUUUGAUUCUUGUCCCUGUUUAAGAAAGAACUGCAGAUGCUGGAAAAAUCGAAAAAUGCUGGAGAAACUUAGCAGGUGAGGCAGCACCUAUGAGGAGCGAAGGAAUAGGUGAAGUUUCAAUAGACAAUAGGUGCAGGAGUAGGCCAUUCGAGCAAUUCAAUGUAAUCAUGGCUGAUCAUCCCCAUCAGUACCCCGUUCCUGCCUUCUCCCCAUAUCCCCUGACCCCACUAUUUUCUAAGAGCCCUAUCUAGCUCUCUUUUGAAAGCAUCCAGAGAACCUGUCUCUGAGGCAGAGAAUUCCAGUUUCGCAUCGAGACCUCAAAGAAACGGCACCUAUUUCCUUCGCUCCAUAGAUGCUGCCUCAUCCGCUGAUUCUUUUCCCGGCUCACACUUAAGAUUCUUGUGCUGCUUCCCUGGUGAAUACCUGACUGCCAACAUAACAUUAUACCAAGGUGCACAAAUCACCGCGACUGGUUUGAUUUUGGCCUGUUUCUGAUUCAACCCAGUUUCACAAUGAAACCUGUGGCAUUUCCACCAUUUCUGGGUUUUUUAAUUUCACUCAAAAGCUUGAUGGCACAGCGGUAGAUUCGCUGCCUCACAGCGCCAGUGACCUUACAGCGCCAGAUUCCAUCAUGACCACGGGGACUGUGUAGUUUGUAGGUUAAUUGGCUUGGUAUAAUUGCCCCUAGUGUAUAGGACAGUGCUAAUGCACGCGGGUGAUGACCGAUUGUUGUGGGCUGUAGAACCAGUUUCCAUGCUGUAUCUCUAAACUUUAUUGGUGGCUGUGAGGCAUUUUAUGGAUAAAAACAGAACAUUAAAUGUACGGAGAAGAUCAAACAGUGGAGCAGGAACCUCUUUGGAACCAAUGGUGCUACAGAAAUGCAAAUCUUUAAAAUUCUAUUAGUCUCAGGUGAUUGUAUUUUUCCCCUUGUAUUGCUUUGAUUGUGUAUUUAUCAUUAAAAUACUUCACUGG